Messenger RNA from Hordeum vulgare subsp. vulgare (domesticated barley), 1628 nucleotides. RefSeq names its product short-chain dehydrogenase TIC 32, chloroplastic-like. The transcript has 8 exons. The record is from RefSeq and is a predicted model, not a curated record. NCBI's taxonomy places the organism in Eukaryota, Viridiplantae, Streptophyta, Magnoliopsida, Poales, Poaceae. Bases 475 to 1446 code for a protein of 323 amino acids.
UAUAAUUACUCGUUAUGUUUUUUUAGAUAGGACCUUAAUUUUUUGUUUCGCACAUGGCUUCGGAUUUUACCGACCCGGCCCUGCUGAAACCAAUGCCAUCACGUUGGAGCCGGGACCGGAUAUACUCAUUCCGCGGGCCCUAUUAAGCAUAACUGCAGCUAGCGGGGUUCAUAGACGGUGCAAUAAAUUCCUGCCCAGCAUUUGCAAGUUGGCUAGUAGUAUGGUUCAUAUAUAGGCGGUGCAAUAAAUUUCUGUCCAGCGUUUGCAGCAGUUGGCAUGUUAUAUAUGGCAUUACUAUUUGGAAUAAUUCUGGUGUGCAACGUGAGAGAGAGAUAGACCCGGACGCUGGGAGCACGAGUAUUCUCCUUAGGAAUUAGCUACCACUACUAUAUAUGCCAAGUUUCUUGUAAGUACAGAGCACGAAGAUCUUUGCCGCCAUUCAGUUUCGUGUGUAGAGAGCCAAAGGAGACGGCGAUGGGGUUAUGGGGCUUGCUGUGGGGGCUGCCAGGGCCAUCGGGCUUCGGUUCGGCGUCCACUGCCGAGGAGGUCACCUCGGGCAUCGACGCCAGCCAUCUCACGGUCAUCGUCACAGGAGCAACAAAUGGCAUCGGCAUGGAGACGGCUAGGGUUCUUGCGCUGAGGGGAGCAAAGGUGAUCAUACCAGCAAGGACGCUGGAGAACGGGAUGAAGGUGAAGGAGAGGCUCGCCGACGAGGUCCCGGGCUCGAGGCUGCACGUCAUGGAGAUGGACCUGAGCUCCCUCGACUCCGUUCGCAGAUUCGCGCGCUCCUUCAACUCCUCCCAUGAGCAUCUCAACGUCCUCAUAAACAAUGCGGGGAUAAUGGCCUGCCCUUUCCAGCUAUCCAAAGAUGGGAUCGAACUACAAUUCGCGACCAAUCAUGUCGGCCAUUUCUUGCUGACAAACCUUCUACUUGACAAGAUGGAGUCGACCGCCAAGGAGACCGGUGUGCAGGGCAGGAUCGUAACCGUAGCUUCGUCGGCUCAUAUAAGAAGCGAUGGUUCGGGCUUUGAUCUCAGCAAGUUGAACGAUAAGUCCAAGUACAAUGGAUGCAAUGCAUACGCAGUCACGAAACUAGCCAAUAUUCUGCAUGCAAAUGAGCUGUCCAGGCGUUUUCAGGAACGAGGAUGCAAUCUGACUUCAAAUUCCCUGCACCCUGGACUCAUUGAGACCAGCAUCAUUCGCUACGUCGAGUCAAGCAGAAUAUGGGCCUCACUUUUCAAUGUGAUCAGGCCUUUUGCCAAGGACGUACCCCAGGGAGCUGCAACUACUUGUUAUCUGGCAUUGCAUCCGGGUGUCAGCGGUGUGUCCGGCAAAUACUUCACCGAUUGUAACGAGGCGAGGCCGACGUCCGUGGCACGAGACGCAGAGCUGGCCAAGAGGCUGUGGGCGUUCAGUGAAGAGCUUGUGGAAAAUAGAUCAAAAUAGCGAGAGUGGUUUUCCUACCAUCCACCGGAUAUCCCGUGCAACCCCCGCUGCUUUGAGAUUCACGUGGGCGAAAUUUGUGUUGUUUCCCAGUGUUAUAUUACGGUUUGUUGGGUCCUUUUCUUGUUCCAAAGUGUAUAAUCAUAUUCCCUCGUGUACCAAUAAAUAAGAGCGCACUUGUUUCA